AUGUCCGAUUUCUUCCGGGCGUUUAACAAGAUCCUGGGACAACGGCAGCGAGUGUCGAUGACAUUUCGGCCGCAAUCCAACGGGACCGCAGAAAGAAUGGUGCAGACUGCGAUCAGGAUGCUCAAGAUGUACGUUCGAGAUCUGGAUCAGAAGAAUUGGGAUGAGUAUGCAGACCAACUCAUCUUCGCGAUCAACACGACCCAUGAUCGGAUCCGAGGGGAUACCCCUCGAUAUGGGAUACAUGGGUGGAAUCUGAUAUCGACGCUGGAGACUACACUGCCAGUCGGAUGUACCAGACGGCACGAUCGAGACGCGCGUCGGUGGCGUUAUCGGGUCCAACGAUAUUAUCAGCAGUCCCGAGAGCAAGUCAACACCAGAUUGAGAGAAACCAUUGCGGAUCGGGACAGCCGACAUAAUAAAGACGUCGGAUUGCAUCAGAUCGAGGAUGGAUCUUGCGUUUGGUUGUACCUAGACCGGGCGAAGGAAGGGUUUGCUCGAAAAUGGGCUCACCUGUGGUAUGGGCCAUUCCGGGUUGCUGAAAAGAUCAACGAAUUCAGCAUCAAGCUCGAGAUCGCGGGUACUGGGUACCAGAUUUUCCCAGUGGUCCACGUGUCGAAGCUGAAAUUGGUCAAGGACUUUCCGGAUCGGCCGCGAACAGAACUCACGGUCGACGAAUCGGAUCGCCUCGAAUUCGAUGAGAUCCUGCUUCCGGAAGAAAGCUGGGCCCCAGAUCUCGGAAGCGAUGAAUACGUAAUCAAACAGAUCUCGGACGUACGGAGUGGGAAGAAAAUGCGAUUCGGUCGGAUCUACCGAGAAUUUUUGGAUAUUACGACCUGGGUCGCCGAAGCCAAUCUCAACCGCGGAGCGAAACUGAACGCUUUCCUGAGGGAACGAGCGAAUCGUAAUCUCUUCAACGUGAUGCAAUCGCAGGAAGAGGAGUAA
Molecule: messenger RNA, 942 nt
Organism: Phytophthora megakarya
Lineage: Eukaryota; Oomycota; Peronosporomycetes; Peronosporales; Peronosporaceae
Source: the annotation of a GenBank genome assembly